AUCUGUCAAGCUAGCGCAGAAGGUCAGACGCAUGGUUUUGAACGUAGGAGCUUGUCGUGAAAGCUGGAGAAGACGUGUGGAAGGAAAUAGCGACUUAGCACAGUUAGCAAGGACAGGAUGAACAAGAGCUGAUGCUAACACGGAAAACAACCGUAGUAUAACAAUGUUGCGUGUAGUUAACUAACGAACUGCAGUCACAAAGAGGUAGCCUAGCUUGUUUGCUCUCUUCUCUGCUGGUUUCUUCUAAAUAAUCUUCACCAAACACCACCAUGUUGAGGAGCCUGAUCAGAUUUCAGAGUCACGUUAGAAAUCCUCUCAGUAAAGUGUGCCCAAGAAGUCAGAGUCCUCUGUACUCCACAGCAGCAGCAGAGAGAAAGAAGUUCUAUCAAGAUGUCAGCAUAUCCCAAGGUGAAAGUGGUGUAUAUGAGAUAAACCUGGACAGGAAGAAACUGAAAACACCUGGAGGGAAGUUGUUCACAGUGCCGAAUGAAGCCCUGGCCAUCGCCGUGGCAACCGAGUGGGAUGCUCAAAGGGACACUCUCAAGUUCUACAGUAUGCACCUGACUACGCUGUGCAACACAGCCCUGGACAAUCCCACCCAGCGAAGUAAGGACCACAUGAUCAGUGCUGCUCUGAAGUUUCUGGAGACUGACACUGUCUGUUACAGAGUAGAUGAGCCUCAUGCUUUGGUUGAGCUACAGAGGAAUGAGUGGGACCCGGUGCUGCACUGGAUUGAAAACAGAUACAACAUCACUAUCGGCUCCUCGUCCAGUAUUUUGGGUCCUGAGAUCCCAGAGGAGACCAAAGACACAUUCCGGCAACACCUGAAUUCUUACAACUUUUGGUCUCUGACAGGACUUGAGUAUGUGAUCACACAGCUGAAGUCUGUUGUGCUGUCGAUGGCAAUGAUUGACAGACAUCUGAGUGUGGAGCAGGCUGUGCUGCUCUCCAGGCUGGAGGAGGAAUACCAGAUUCAGAGUUGGGGAAAUGUAGAGUGGGCACAUGACUACGACAUGUAUGAGCUGAGGGCACGGACCGCUGCCGGAGUUCUUUUUGUUCACCUCUCAUCUGAAAGUUCAACUGUCAAGAGAAAACUCAUGCAGGACUGAGAAGGAUGAGCUCAAACACAAAAACUCUUAAGGGCACACAGCAAAUCUGCCCUCAAUCCAAAUCACCCAGAGCUCAACCAGAAACUCAAAUGUUUAUCUGUGAUUCUACAUCCAUGCAGACAAACACUACACACCCUCUUUGUUCUGUUUAGCAGUGACCACUGUUCUGUCUGUGAUCACUCCACGAUCAUGCUGGCUCUGUUUUUUGCCAUGUUAAUAUGUAGCAGCUGCCAGGAGUGACACCCCUCUCAGAGUUUCUAGGCAGUUCUCAGUCAUCCGUGACAUUUUGGCUGCUGAAAACUACUGCUGUUGUCUUUUUGGUGGAAUGUUAAUUUGAAUGCUGGAAGGUGCAUAUGCCUUUCUAACCAACCAUGUUGAGUCGAACCGUGCUGUGUGUAGAUGAAGCACGCUUCAUGUGAAAUCCUCUUGCAAAAGGUUAAAAAUACUACAUUCAAACUAGUAUUUGUAAAGACAUGAACUCUGGAAAAUAACUGGAAAAUUGGGUCGUGAGAUUUUCCAAAGUUUUGCCUUUCACAUAUGAGGAAAGCAGCUGGAGAUUGUCGGGGGCAGAUGCGUUCACAACAACAAGAAAAUGUUGGGAACAUUCUGGUGAGAGGAGACGUAUGUAUAGAACAUGUAGGAGGACAUGACGUAUACAUUUUGCUCCAGAAAUCAUGUUUUUGUUCACAGUUGAAUCUUGUCUUCCUAAGUUGCCAUCCUCUACGAGAAAAUUAUAUCCUUUUGUUUUCUUCAGUUUGGUAUAGUUUAUGUGUUUUGGCAUUUUUCAGUGUGGUAACAAGAUGAGAGACUAAACAAAAAUGGUCAUCGCCAUCAUCUGCACAGUCCUGAAAACAAUUGUACUCCAUCUUCCUCUUGUAGUAACUUUCAUGUGCAAAUCACAAGGCUCUGUUGCUUUUCCAGUUAAAAUAAAUCCUACUGUUUAAAGAA
Messenger RNA from Paralichthys olivaceus (Japanese flounder), 2057 nucleotides. It is a transcript of the gene atpaf2, whose product is annotated as ATP synthase mitochondrial F1 complex assembly factor 2. Lineage: Eukaryota; Metazoa; Chordata; Actinopteri; Pleuronectiformes; Paralichthyidae. Gene Ontology annotation, biological process: mitochondrial proton-transporting ATP synthase complex assembly. The record is from RefSeq and is a predicted model, not a curated record. Gene Ontology annotation, cellular component: mitochondrion.